AUGUCUGACUCAGUAAUUCUUCGCAGCGUGAAGAAAUCUGGAGAAGACAAUCAUGGUUUUGAGUCAGAUAGAUCAUAUGACAAUGAUAAGAAAUCAAAGUUAGAAGAUAAGAAGAAGAAAGGUAGCAGCAGUCAAGUUGGCUUCUUUCAAUUGUUUCGAUUUUCUUCAAAGACUGACAUUUGGCUGAUGUGUGUGGGAAGUUUAUGUGCAUUUCUCCAUGGAGUAGCCUAUCCAGGCAUGCUACUGAUUUUUGGCACAAUGACAGAUGUUUCUAUUGAGUAUGACAUGGAAUUACAAGAACUCAAGAUCCCUGGAAAAGCAUGUGUGAAUAACACGAUAGUAUGGACCAACAGCUCUCUCUACCAGGACGUGACAAAUGGAACGCGCUGUGGGUUUCUGGACAUUGAAAGUGAAAUGGUCACCUUUGCCAUUUACUAUGCUGGCAUCGCUGUCAUGGUACUUGUCACAGGAUAUAUUCAAAUAUGCUUCUGGGUAAUCGCUGCAGCUCGUCAGAUACAGAAAAUGAGAAAACUGUACUUUAGGAGAAUAAUGAGAAUGGAAAUAGGAUGGUUCGACUGCAAUUCAGUGGGAGAGCUGAAUACAAGAUUUUCUGAUGAUAUUAACAAAAUCAAUGAUGCCAUUGCCGACCAAAUGGCCAUUUUCAUUCAGCGCAUGACCACGAGCAUCUGUGGGUUCCUGCUGGGAUUUUACCGGGGUUGGAAACUGACCUUGGUUAUUAUCUCUGUCAGCCCUCUCAUUGGGAUUGCAGCAUCCAUCAUUGGUCUGAGUGUGUCCAAGUUUACAGACCAUGAAUUGAGGGCCUAUGCCAAAGCAGGGGCAGUGGCUGAUGAAGUCCUCUCAUCUAUUCCAACAGUGGCUGCUUAUGGUGGUGAGAAAAAAGAGGUUGAAAGGUAUGAGAAAAAUCUUGUGUUUGCCCAGCGUUGGGGAAUUAGAAAAGGGAUAGUGAUGGGAUUCUUUACUGGAUUCAUGUGGUGUCUCAUCUUCUUGUGUUACGCUCUGGCCUUCUGGUACGGCUCCAGACUCGUCCUGGAUGAUGGAGAAUAUACGGCAGGAACCCUUGUCCAGAUUUUCCUCAGUGUCCUAGUAGGAGCUUUAAAUCUUGGCAAUGCCUCUUCCUGUUUGGAAGCCUUUGCAGCUGGCCGUGCAGCAGCCACCAGCAUUUUUGAGACAAUGGACCGGAAACCCCUCAUUGACUGCAUGUCAGAAGAUGGUUACAAGUUGGAUCGAAUUAAGGGUGAAAUUGAAUUCCAUAAUGUGACCUUCCACUAUCCUUCCAGACCAGAGGUGAAGAUUUUAAAUAACUUAAGCAUGGUCAUUAAAUCAGGGGAAAUGACAGCUAUGGUAGGAUCCAGUGGAGCUGGGAAAAGCACGGCACUGCAGCUCAUUCAGCGAUUCUAUGACCCCAGUGAAGGCAUGGUGACCUUGGAUGGCCAUGACAUUCGCUCUCUUAACAUUCAGUGGCUUAGAGCUCAGAUUGGGAUAGUGGAGCAAGAGCCUGUUUUGUUUUCCACCACCAUUGCAGAGAAUAUUCGCUAUGGCAGAGAAGAUGCAAUGAUGGAAGAUAUAGUCCAAGCUGCCAAGGAAGCCAAUGCCUACAGCUUCAUCAUGGACCUGCCACAGCAAUUUGACACUCUUGUUGGAGAAGGAGGAGGCCAGAUGAGUGGUGGCCAGAAACAAAGACUAGCCAUUGCUAGAGCCCUUGUCCGAAACCCGAAGAUCCUACUUUUGGACAUGGCCACCUCGGCACUGGACAAUGAGAGUGAAGCCAUGGUGCAAGAGGCACUGAGUAAGGUUCAGCAUGGGCACACAAUCAUUUCUGUCGCUCAUCGCCUAUCCACGGUUAGAGCUGCAGACGUCAUUAUUGGUUUUGAACGUGGUACAGCAGUGGAAAGAGGCACCCAUGAAGAACUGUUGGAAAGGAAAGGAGUUUACUUCACUCUAAUGACUUUGCAAAGUCAAGGAGAUCAAGCCUUUAAUGAAAAAGACAUAAAGGGAAAAGAUGAAACUGAAGAUACCUUACUUGAGAGAAAUCAGACCUUUAGCAGAGGGAGCUACCAAGCUAGCUUAAGAGCUUCCAUCCGGCAACAGUCCAAGUCUCAGCUUUCUUACCUGGGACCUGAACCUCCAUUAGCACUUGCAGAUCAUAAGUCUACUUAUGAAGAGGACAGAAAGGACAAGAACAUUCCUGUGGAAGAAGAAAUUGAACCUGCCCCAGUUAGGAGGAUUCUGAAAGUUAAUGCUCCAGAAUGGCCCUACAUGCUGGUAGGGGCUGUGGGCGCAGCUGUCAAUGGGACAGUCACACCCUUCUAUUCCUUCUUGUUCAGCCGUAUUCUUGGGACUUUUUCAAUUCCUGAUAAAGAAGAACAAAGGUCACAGAUCCAUGGUGCAUGCCUGCUCUUUGUAGCAAUAGGCUGUGUAUCUUUUUGCACUCAAUUUCUGCAGGGAUAUGCUUUUGCUAAAUCCGGGGAACUCCUCACAAAAAGGCUACGUAAAUUGGGUUUCAGAGCAAUGUUAGGGCAAGAAAUUGGCUGGUUUGAUGACCUCAGAAACAGCCCUGGAGCACUGACAACAAGGCUUGCUACAGAUGCUUCUCAAGUUCAAGGGGCUGCCGGCUCUCAGAUCGGGAUGAUAGUCAAUUCCUUCACUAACAUCACCGUGGCCAUGAUCAUCGCCUUCUUCUUUAGCUGGAAGCUAAGCCUGGUUAUACUGUGCUUCUUCCCCUUCUUGGCUUUAUCGGGAGCCAUACAGACCAAAAUGUUGAUGGGAUUUGCCACUAAUGACAAGCAGGCUCUGGAGGUUGCAGGACAGAUUACAAGUGAAGCCCUCAGUAAUAUUCGCACUGUGGCUGGGAUUGGAAAGGAGAGGCAGUUUAUAGAAGUGUUUGAGGCUGAACUGGAGAAGCCAUACAAGACAGCCAUCCGCAAAGCAAAUGUUUACGGAUUCUGCUUUGGUUUUUCCCAGUGCAUUGUGUUUGUUGCUAAUUCUGCUUCCUACAGAUAUGGAGGUUACUUAAUUUCCAAUGAGGGGCUCCAUUUCAGCUAUGUGUUCAGGGUGAUCUCUUCAGUUGUAAUGAGUGCGACAGCUCUUGGGAGAGCAUCCUCUUAUACCCCAAGUUAUGCCAAAGCUAAAAUCUCAGCUGCACGCUUUUUCCAACUGCUGGACCGACAACCCACAAUCAAGGUGUAUAGUAGUGCGGGUGAAAGAUGGGACAACUUCCAGGGGCAGAUUGACUUUGUUGACUGUAAAUUUACAUAUCCUUCCCGACCUGAUAUACAAGUUCUGAAUGGUCUCUCAGUGUCUGUUGGUCCAGGGCAAACCCUGGCAUUUGUUGGAAGCAGUGGAUGUGGUAAAAGCACCAGUAUUCAGCUGCUGGAACGUUUCUAUGAUCCUAACCAAGGGAAGGUGAUGAUAGAUGGCCAUGACAGCAAAAACAUAAACGUCCAGUUUCUCCGCUCGAAGAUUGGAAUCGUUUCCCAGGAACCAGUGUUGUUUGCCUGUAGCAUAGUGGACAAUAUCAAGUAUGGAGACAACACCAAAGAAAUCCCCACCGAAAAAGUCAUAGAAGCCGCAAAGCAGGCUCAGCUGCAUGACUUUGUCAUGUCCCUUCCAGAGAAAUAUGAAACUAAUGUUGGGUCCCAGGGGUCUCAACUCUCUCGAGGGGAGAAACAACGCAUUGCUAUUGCUCGGGCCAUCAUACGAGAUCCUAAAAUCUUGCUACUAGAUGAAGCUACUUCUGCCUUAGACACAGAAAGUGAAAAGACGGUGCAGGUCGCCUUGGACAAAGCCAGAGAAGGUCGGACCUGCAUUGUCAUUGCCCAUCGUUUGUCCACCAUCCGGAACUCGGAUAUCAUUGCUGUCAUGUCACAGGGGAUGGUGAUUGAAAAGGGGACCCAUGAAGAACUGAUGGCCCAGAAAGGAGCCUACUACAAACUAGUCACCACAGGAGCCCCCAUCAGUUGA
Molecule: messenger RNA, 3981 nt
Organism: Mesoplodon densirostris (Blainville's beaked whale)
Lineage: Eukaryota; Metazoa; Chordata; Mammalia; Artiodactyla; Ziphiidae
Gene: ABCB11
Product: ATP binding cassette subfamily B member 11
Exons: 27
Coding region: 1-3981 (1326 amino acids)
Biological process (GO): transmembrane transport
Cellular component (GO): membrane
Molecular function (GO): ATP binding; ATP hydrolysis activity; ABC-type transporter activity
Source: RefSeq, a predicted model, not a curated record